AUGCAUAACGUUCUUGAGUUAACCGAAUGUUUCAGACAAAAAAAUCUUGAAUUUUUUAACGCGUUAAAUGAAAUACGAUUAGGAAAAGUAACAGAUAAAUUUGUCAAUCUUUUAAUGACCAGACAUUUUGAAAAUGACGUAAAUAUAAGUUCGAAAUACGUGCGUUUGUGUUUUUUAAACGAAGAAGUGGCUUUUUAUAACUUACACAAAAUAAACGAUAUUCGAUCUGAAGAAAAAUGGUUUUAUUCUAAUGAUGUUAUUAUAAAUCCCAAAGUCAAUUAUAUGUUUCAAAUUCCUACUUGUGUACUUUUAAAAGAAGGAGCUGUUGUCAUGUUAGUAAAAAACGUAAACGUAGAAGAAGGGUUGUGUAACGGUACUAUUGGCGUAGUGACGUUUAUUGAAUCAAAUGGUGUUUGGGUUUGUAUAAACGGUAGAGAAUUUAAAAUUGAAAAUAUAAAAGAAGACAUUUUAGAUUGUACUCAUUCGGUUAUAGCUUCUAAAUUUGGUUUACCUUUACAGUUAGCAUUUUUUUUUACUGUACCCAAAGCUCAAGGGUGUACAUUAAACGAAGCAGUUUUAAAUUUUAAUAGUAAAGCGUUUGUUUCAUUGCUUAUUUAUGUAGCGUUAUCGCGAGUUUGUAAUUUAAAUGGCAUUUAUAUUAUUCAUAGAAAUAAAAACGAAAUAAGAAAUGUAUUAAAAAAUAUAUCGAUAGAUAAAGAUGUUGAACUCUUUUAUAAAAGUUCAAACGAAAGAUAUUAUAGAGAAACGUUUUAUUAUGUAAAAGACAAUUACAAAAAUGAAGAUGUUAUAGAAGAAAUUGAAUUAAACAAGCAAGUGCAAUCUCCCGACGAAAUUGUUUAUCGUAUCAAUGAAAAAACAUAA
Molecule: messenger RNA, 882 nt
Organism: Hydra vulgaris (swiftwater hydra)
Lineage: Eukaryota; Metazoa; Cnidaria; Hydrozoa; Anthoathecata; Hydridae
Source: RefSeq, a predicted model, not a curated record